UCUUGCCUGAAGCUUAAAGACUGUGUAGAAUUCUUUCCUCUCUGUCUGUGUCUUUCUGCUUCCUUUCCCACUUCAUCUACGUCUGCAGAAGGACUUGUUUUUAAAGUCAUGGGGACCUCACUGUACAUACUUUGGCUGUUCGCCCUGAAUUUGUACCUGACAAGUGGAUAUGAAGGAUCGGGAUAUUCACCACUAGAAGAUGAUGAGGAUGCUGCUUAUGCUCGCUCUAGAUAUCACUAUGCAGAUACUCCAUGGUGCUCACCUAUAAAAAUUAAAAAUGGACAUGCCACCUGCUCCAGUCCUUCUCGAUCUUAUUACAAAACUGUGAAAGGGACAAGGUGCAACAUCUACUGUCAGAAAGGCUAUGAGCUAAGUGGAGCCUCUCAGGUUAUUUGUCAGCCAGAUAAACGCUGGUCUAGCAAGUCUAUAUGUAAACAAAAAAGAUGCUCUUCUCUCACCAUGCCAGUAAAUGGAGGAUUCAAAUGCACAGAUGGUGCAUACUUUAACUCCAGAUGUGAAUAUUAUUGCUCACCCGGGUAUCAGCUGAAAGGGGACAGAAUUGCCACCUGCAUGGAUAGCAAGACCUGGAGUGGACGGCCAGCAACUUGUGUAGAUUUGGAGCCUCCAAGGAUUCAGUGUCCAAGUGUAAAAGAGAAAGUAGCAGAACCAAAUAAACUUACUGCAAGAGUCUUCUGGGACACUCCUGAAGGACGGGACACGGCAGAUGGAAUCCUAACAGAUGUCAUAUUAAAAGGACUUCCAUCCGGCUCUGACUUCCCAGAGGGAGAUCAUAAAAUCCAGUAUACAGUAUACGAUAGAGCUGAGAACAAGGCAUCAUGUAAAUUUACUGUGAAAGUAAGAGUAAAGCGCUGUGCUAAGCUGAACGCUCCAGAGAAUGGAUAUGUCAAGUGUUCAGGAGCUGGAGAUAACUAUGGUUCAACCUGUGACUAUUUUUGCAUGGGUGGAUAUGAAUUGCAAGGAAGCCCAGCUCGUGUGUGCCAGUUCAAUUCAGAGUGGUCAGGCUCAGAGCCCACAUGUUCCUUUAUGAAUAUUAAUGUUGGACUAAAAAAUGCAGUUGAAUUUUUGGAUCAGUUUUAUGAAAAAAGAAGAUUGUUAGUUAUAUCCACACCUACUGCGGCUGAUUUUUACUACAGGUUACAAGUGGGAACGCUACAGCAAGCUCAGUGUGGCUUGGACUUAAGACACGUGACAGUCAUUGAAUUAUUUGGUGUAUAUCCAACUUACAUCGGAAGAAUAGGACGCAGGCUGCUCCCUCCUGCAUUAGGACUACAGCUGAGAUUGCUCCUAAGAAUAUCCGAAAGAAAAUAUCAGAUGGUUGUUCUUGAUAAACAUGGCGUCGACAAAGAAAGAUAUGCCAACCCUAUAAACAAUUCUGACCUUUUUACACUCAUUGAUGCCUUCCCUCUUCGAAGAGAUGAGAUGCAAUUUCAAGCUGAAGUUGGACACAUGUGUAAUUGAGCAGAUUUGAAUAAAAUGAUGUAGACUUGCUGCUGCAUACACCUGCUGUACAGAGUUUUGUGAAUUUGACCUUUCUAUAUGUUUACUCUUUAUAUCACAAAUGCGUGAUCAGUGCCAGAUUUAUUGUAUUCACUAUUAAUUACCCUCUGGAGGAUAAUUUUGCUUGGCGGUAAGUUAAUUCUGCUGUUGCUUGGCACACAUGAUGACUGGGGAUUGCACUGGUACCCUAUCAGGGUGCCUUCACACGCGGCAGAAAAUUCCACAACUGAAAAUCAGUUCCAUUCAUUUGAAUGGGGCAGCAAGCACAUGGAUUUCUGCAAGCUCCAUUAGGCUACGUCUACACGACGACAUUUGU
Molecule: messenger RNA, 1834 nt
Organism: Bufo bufo (common toad)
Lineage: Eukaryota; Metazoa; Chordata; Amphibia; Anura; Bufonidae
Gene: SRPX
Product: sushi repeat containing protein X-linked
Exons: 10
Coding region: 109-1479 (456 amino acids)
Source: RefSeq, a predicted model, not a curated record